Molecule: messenger RNA, 2794 nt
Organism: Capsicum annuum
Lineage: Eukaryota; Viridiplantae; Streptophyta; Magnoliopsida; Solanales; Solanaceae
Product: AAA-ATPase At5g17760
Exons: 3
Coding region: 1109-2548 (479 amino acids)
Molecular function (GO): ATP hydrolysis activity; ATP binding
Source: RefSeq, a predicted model, not a curated record
GGGGGUUAUUCUUUUCCCUUGUCUCUCUCUCCUAUUUCUUCCACUUAAAUGUAAGUAACGUUGGCGGAGUGUAGACCAGUAUGUUCACACAACCACUAUUGAAUAUUUUAAAUAUUUUCUAGGAGUAUUUAAAUGCAUCUUUUAACUUUAAAAUAUCUUUUUUAUUUUAACUUUAAUGCUCUUUUAAAAAAAAUCAGCCAAAUAUUAUCCAAAAUUUGUAGUCUGUUCUCCAUGAAGUAGACGUUUUCUUGUAAAAGUAGUCUUUCCACUGGUGGCUUUGUUUUGGCAUAUAGCAUCUUCGUGAUGUUGAAAUUACAUUAGCAGUAAAGAGAGAUGACCUGGAAUUAUUAGGCUUGGAUUACGACCCAAACUGACAUUCAUCCACAAAUAGCAGUGUGUAAGGCCCACCCCUAUCCUCAUCAAAGCAGUGUUAUUCUACAUAAUUCAAACUUUUAUAGGAUAAAGUUCUCAUGCUGAUGCUGUUGUAGUUUGACCUCAUUACGAUCAAGCUUCCACUUGAAAGUUUCACUAGAUUAAUGGAUCAAAAAGUGGCUUAUUUGAAUGAAUAUACGUUGCCUUUUUCGUCAUGUGUUCGAGCCCCAUUUUCAGCAUAAAUUUACCUCUAAAAAUAGAUGUACGAACUGCAUACGUUCUAUCCUUUUCAAGAUUUUAAUUCGUGGGAUUACGUCAGUGAUGCUGUUCUAUCGUCUCUUUCGUCAUACUUUUCUCAUGAAUUUGUAUGUGAUAUAUAGAAAUCAUGAUUGUGGAUUUCUGUUUGUCGCGAUUUGGACCACUUUAGGUUCCUUUUGAUGGAAACUUUAAGCUCAUACAAAGUAAAAGAAAAAAAAUAAAAAUCUUUCAAUAGUGUAUAGUUAAUAGGACAAGUGUCAGCCUAGGAAACUAUAAAGUACGCUUCAAUUAUAUACCUUUUCCACCACCCCUCCAUUCUGAUAUUGCUUAUUACUUAAGUUCUUUCCUUUUUGUCAGGAAUUGGAGAAAAAAAAAAUUACUGGUACUAUAUUAACAGUUCAUGUACCCAGGGGCCGUGCAAAUAUUGCAUUGUCAAGUUCACUGCUUUAGCUAAGUGAAAAGUUUGUAGAAUUAAAAGAUGAUGAAUAUAUCAGCCUCUUCAGUGUUCCAGGCUUAUCUCUCAAUGACGGCUUCAAUUACCCUUUUCAAGACAAUGCUGAAUCAGCUUGUUCCUCAGCAACUCCAGGUGUAUAUUGUCACAAAAAUCCGAAGCUAUUUUCGCCAAAAUUCAUCAGAUAUAACUCUUGUUAUCGAAGAAACAGAUGGCAUGGGCAUCAACGAGAUCUACACUGCUGCUGAAAUCUAUUUGUCUACCCGAAUCAGCCCUGAAUUCCAACGUUUCAGAAUCAGCAAACGGCCUAAAGAAACAGACGUGAAUGUUAAGUUUGGGAAUUGUGGGAAAAUUACUGAUUCCUUUGAAGAGAUUGAAUUGGUGUGGAGGUUUGUCCAUGAAAGUAACCAAAAGAAUAGUCUGAGAUUCCAUGGUGGUGAUGGUGACGGUGAUAGUUCUGAAAAACGUUAUUUUGAGCUGAGCUUUAAGAAGCAACACAAGGAAAGAAUCCUGAAUCGUUACAUCCCUCUUGUACUCACCGUAGCCAAAUCCAUGCACAGUGAGAAAAAACCCGUCAAGUUGCAUUCUCUAGCCUCUGGUAAUAUUUAUGCCUCUAAAGUUUGGGAGUCUGUUAACCUUGAUCACCCUUCAACUUUUGAGACACUAGCUAUAGAACCAGCACUCAAAAAGACCAUAAAAGAGGACCUUGAUAGGUUUAUAAAGAGGAAAGAGUUUUAUAGGAGAGUUGGAAAAGCUUGGAAAAGAGGAUACUUGUUGUAUGGACCACCAGGGACUGGGAAAUCUAGCUUGAUUGCAGCAAUGGCUAAUUAUUUGAAGUUUGAUAUUUAUGAUUUAGAGUUCUCAAGUAUAAAGCGCGAUGCGGAUUUGAGAAGGUUGUUGCUGAGCACCAAGAAUAGGUCGAUACUUGUGAUCGAAGACAUUGAUUGCAGUGUUAAGCUGCCUGAUAGAAAUGGAAAUCACCCAAAUAACGCAGCAAAUAGUUCUAAAAUGGAUCAGUUUACACUUGGUGGAUUACUAAACUUCAUAGACGGGCUAUGGUCGAGUUGUGGUGAUGAAAGGAUUAUUAUAUUUACCACAAAUCACAAAGAGAAGCUUGAUCCAGCUUUGUUGCGACCUGGACGAAUGGAUAUGCACAUUCACAUGUCCUAUUUAACUAGUGAAAGUUUUCAAGUGUUGACAACUAAUUAUCUGGAAAUAAGUGAUCCUAAUUAUAAAGGUUUCAAAGAAGUAAAAGAAUUGAUCCAAGAUAUACAAAUCACUCCUGCUGAAGUUGCUGAACAACUUAUGAAGAGUGAAGAUCCUGAGACUUGCAUUGAAGGUCUUGUCAAGUUUUUGAAGCGAAAAAGGACGAGUAUUAAUGAAGAACUGGAGAAGCAGAAAGAUGCCAAUAAUAAUACCACUGAUGAUGACACACAACUUCAUGAACUAAAGAGGAUCAAAUUAUAAGUUUGAGUAUGACAUAAUUCAGUUUGUUCCUUAUGAAGAAAAGAUUUGUACACGCUGUUUAAUUUUUAUUAAUGCGUUUUUAGUUAGAGAAGAUUUUUCCUUUUCCUUUUUUACUUUUCUUUAAUUUGGUGUAGCGACUUGAGUUUCGCUGGCAUUUUAUUCGUCUCUCAUGUAGUUGGUUUUGAAUUUUACCUUUGUGUUCUUUUCAGCGCAGAUAUUACGACAUGAUUUUACAUGAUGCAUUAA